CUCGGCUGGGUAACUCCAGAGAGAAGUGUUGCGUCCAGUCUCAACCGCUUGUCAGGCCUUCUCUGUUCUGUUAAACAGCGUUUCCGUCGAAUCCUAUAGAUUACUAGCGACAGACAAGGCACACAUGAGCACCGAAUAUGGAAGACGAUAUUCGCUCAAAGAAUGCUGUUAAUCAAAGGAAGACGAAGGUACAACUGGCUCCCACAGAUCUGGCGUACCAAGGGAAACAUGGAACACCCGAAACGUUCCAGUUAGAUGAACAAGAUGGAGUAGCUGGAGUCUCUGAACUAGAAGACUUGAUAGAAAUAGUUAACCCUAAUGGAUGGUGGAACAUGACGUCAUUAGCACUUGGUCUCAUGGCUUUUUUCAUGCUACCACUUCAGUCAGUCACCUACCAGUUCCUAGGCGAAACGCCUGCGCACUGGUGCCACAUUGCUCCACUGACAGAGGCCAACUGGACGCAGCAACAGAUCAGAGAUCUCGCCAUUCCUCUCUCAAGCAACGACACACGCGAGAGGAACUGCAAAUUCUACAACUACAACUACACGAAAGCCGUCGAACUCGGCUACGAAGCGGCUAUGGAAAGCCGGGGUUCGAUCUCCAUCGGGGACGGAAGCCCCAUUUCCUGCCAGGCUCGAGAUUUCAACGUCAGCCAUUACAGCCUGACGCUCGUUGCCGAGUGGGAUCUGGUGUGCGAGAAAAGAGCUCUCUACUCAACAACCCAGUCUGCAUCUCAGUUUGGCAACCUCCUUGGAGAUCUGACAUUUCCAUACUUCAUGGCCAAAUAUGGCCGUAGACCCAUCACGCUUGUCUGCUUAGUUCUGUGUUUCGUGUGUGCCUUGGGAGCGGCUGUUUCUCCUUGGUAUUCCUUUUACGUUCUCCUCAGAAUUGCAGUCAAUUUCUUCUGCAUGGGUUGUUAUACAGGAUGCUUCGUGUACACGUUGGAGAUCUCUUCUCACAGACAGCGCUCAAUCGUAGGCUCCAUCGGCGGUAUGACAUGGUCGUUCGGGUUUCUGGCAGUGCCCGGCAUCGCCUAUCUCGUCAGACCUUGGCGGUGGAUGCAGGUGGCUUUUUCAGCCCCAAUGAUUCUUUUACUCGUUACGUAUUACUGGUUCAUAGUGGAAUCACCGCGCUGGCUGAUCUCUCAAGGUCGAUACGAAGAAGCCGAGGAGAUACUCUCGAGGAUCGCCAAAUUAAACGGCCGAGCCUUUCCGCCCUCAAAGGCAGUUGUCAUUUCCUUGAAGAAGAUGGCCACUCCGAGUGAAUCUAAUAGCGGAGAGGCGUCAUUUCGACACAUCGUCAGGAAUCUGAAGGAAUAUUUCAUCCUGAUUCUGAAGCAAGAACACAGAGCGAAGAUUCUGAAUUGCUACUUCUGCUGGUUCGCCGUUAGUCUGGUGUACUAUGGCGUCUCCUUGAAUGCAGGCAACCUCAGCGCCGACCCUUACCUGUACGUAGCCCUUGGGAGCUUGGCCGAAUUUCCUUGUUACCCGAUUUCGUGGGUCCUGAUGGUGUACGUCGGCAGGAGACUCAGUUUAGCCAUCUGUUACUGGAUGUCCGGCGUGGCUACCUGCGUCGUGGCUCUCCUUGUAGCCUCUAUGGAUGAAGUACCUUUCGGCUUGCUGAUGAUGUUCGCGAUGACGGGCAGGGUCGCUAUCUCAGCCGCGUUCGUCAUCUGUUACUUGUACACGGCUGAACUUUUUCCGACUCGGCUGAGGUCGCUGGCCGUGGGGCAGUCUAGCGUCGUCGGUCGCGUAGGCAGCAUGAUGUCGCCCUACAUUAACGAUAUCUUGGGUGCGUUGAUUGUCUGGGCACCUUUGGCAUUGUUCGCAUUGUUGUCUGCCCUGUCGGCAAUCCUGUGCCCGCUGUUGCCGGAGACGAGAGGAUCCAUGAUUGAGGAGGGGGCGUCGUCCCCAAGGGCGAAAGAGGAGGAAGGAGGAGGAGGGGAGUAGGAGGCGAUCCUGAUAACUCCAAACGGAGAGCGAAAGGACAGUCUGUGAAGGAAGGAUUCCAGGAAGACUAAUGAACGAAAACAAAUGCGAAUCGUUACUACUUUUCUUGCAGGCUGGGAUAAUCACCUCUUAUUGUUUGAUUGCUAAGCGAUGCUUGUAGAUCACACUAUUUCUAUGUAGUAGUACUUCAGUUAUGCAAUAUCCCAGAUAAAAGUUAUUUUAUUUAUUCUGAAGGCAGAUUUUCCUACAGUGCAAAGAUU
Molecule: messenger RNA, 2209 nt
Organism: Macrobrachium nipponense
Lineage: Eukaryota; Metazoa; Arthropoda; Malacostraca; Decapoda; Palaemonidae
Product: organic cation transporter protein-like
Exons: 12
Coding region: 138-1949 (603 amino acids)
Biological process (GO): transmembrane transport
Cellular component (GO): membrane
Molecular function (GO): transmembrane transporter activity
Source: RefSeq, a predicted model, not a curated record